Messenger RNA from Rotaria sp. Silwood1, 1188 nucleotides. The record is from the annotation of a GenBank genome assembly. Lineage: Eukaryota; Metazoa; Rotifera; Eurotatoria; Philodinida; Philodinidae.
AUGGCACUAAGCAAAGAUACUUGUAACAACGUUGAUCCAAAAGAUUUGUCCGAAGAUACUCAAAGUCGUCGAUAUGAAUUAGGUUCAUCGGUACAAGCUUUUACCGAACAAGAAAAGAACUUGAAUAAUAAUAAGAAGCAACAAAAGAAGAAAAAAUGCCGCGGUAAUCGAAAACAACAACACCAACGGCGAAGACUACGCCGUCAACAACAAAAACAGUAUAAUACUUCUGAUCAUCAUAUGGACCAAAGUGUUUUAAUUGUGAUAGAUGAUAAUGACGAUGAUCCACAAGAAGAUGAACAACAACAACAGAUACGACAAGAUACACACAACAAUCAACAUAGACCCAGUUUACAAAAUAAGCGUAAACGGCAAGUAGCCAAUCAAGGUGAUAUUCAAGUCAGUAGAUCUUUUAGUCAAUUAUCUAUAUCACAACGAAAUCCAAAGAAGACAAAGUCGACAACAGUAAAUAGUUCAACAAACACCGAAGUACCAAAUCUAGUUAGUAAUGCUAAUGAAAGUCCACAACAACAAGAAGAUCAAAUACAGGGAAGCGACAAUGAUUCAUACUCAAAUAAGUUUGUGAAAAAAAUCAAACCAAGUUACUUGAAAGUUCCUGAUAAGAUAUUUAAACGCAUGUUAUCCAAUACAAUAGAAGAUGGCGAUAAAACUAUUCAGUGUUUGGAUACUAAUGAAAAGCUUCAGUUAGUUCGUGAAAUGACUGAAACGACAAAUAAUUUAUAUUAUUUCGAUUUACAACAUCAACUAUGGAAAGAUUAUUUUGAGCUUGGCAUGAAAGAAAAUCAAUGGGCACCACGAGUAUCGAAAUCUUUUGCAAAACAGCAUUAUACAUGCCGCUCGUAUGGUUUUCCUAAGCAUAUAGUUGAAGAACGUCUACAAACUAUUGGACUACAAUUUCAAAGUACAGUAAACGAAUUACAGCAAAAUUUAACACAAUUAGAACAAAAUGUUGAAAAGUGGCAGCCAUCCAUUCAUCCUACUAUUUUAUCCAAUGCUAUAAAUGAAUGUGUCAAAGAUGCACAACAACGAUUAAGACAACAAUUUGAUUAUAAAAGAAAAAUGUUAGCAUUAGAUUCCAGUGAUCGUAGUUUAAUUACAAAAUUUUAUGAAUUACAACCAAAUAAAGAACAGGUUUGUUUACUUAAACAUGAGAUAUAUACACUUUGA